Frankliniella occidentalis (western flower thrips) is the source of this 3236-nucleotide messenger RNA. It is a transcript of the gene Mcm10, whose product is annotated as protein MCM10 homolog. Lineage: Eukaryota; Metazoa; Arthropoda; Insecta; Thysanoptera; Thripidae. Gene Ontology annotation, molecular function: DNA replication origin binding; single-stranded DNA binding. Gene Ontology annotation, cellular component: nucleus; replication fork protection complex. The transcript has 2 exons. The coding region runs from base 167 to 2950 and encodes 927 amino acids. Gene Ontology annotation, biological process: DNA replication; DNA replication initiation. The record is from RefSeq and is a predicted model, not a curated record.
UCGAAUUAUUCGGCUCAUUGGCGGGAAUCAGCGGGACGGCAAAGACAUGACAUGAGACAUGAUGACAGCAGAAGCAGACACCCUUCAGCUUCAGGAGUUGACGUUUUCAGACUUAUUUACUGAGUAAAGAGGUCAAAGCACCGGAAUUCAGGGUUCCAGCUUUGCAAUGUCAGACAAUGAGGAUGCCGACGUUGACAUUAACCUGUUGUCAGAGUUGCUGGCGCUAGCAGAGAAUGACGAUAACGACAGCGCUCCAGCCCAUGUCAAAGAACCUACUAAAGUUGAAAAUUUUGGCUCAGUCUUAGAAGAUCUUGAUAGGAUUCCCAUCAAGUCAUCAUCGAGGUCUAAGUUGGCCGACAAAACUAGCCACUUCAAUAACAACACUGAAAGUAAGAGUAAGAAGAGCGCUAUCCAUAACGGGGACACUGAUUCCUCAGACGAUGAAGAUGCUCGAAAAUAUGGGGGUGCUACGGAUGGGUUUGGGAGCAAUGUUAAACGAAUGCUCAAAACAGCUGAGGAGGAGAAGAGAAGUGGCCCCCGUCUAUCAGAUUUUAAAGAUUUCAACACUCGUGGGCCAUCCUGGAAAUCACCUGCCUCUUCAGGAGCCUCUAGCAAGUCAUCAUUAUGCCUUCCUGCCAAAAAUAAGACAGGACCAAUGGAUGUGUAUACAGAUUCAUCCAUUGGAAUGCGAAUCAUAAACCCCGUGGUCUCUUCCACUGUGAUCAAAGAACGCCUUGUGGGAAGGAAAGUUAUUUCAAUGAACCAAGCAAAGCAAUUCACCUCUGAAGGAAAGAUAACUGAUGAUUGGGUGAUCUUUGGUGCUAUAGUAUAUAAAGCUCCUCCCAAAACUUCAGCUAAAGGCAAUACUUACAGCAUUAUAAAACUGAGUGACCUCAGGGGACCUGGUAAUCCUAAAACAGUAUCCCUAUUUUUGUUUUCAAGUGCAUUCAAAAAUCAUGGCAAAGAUUCUUUAGGCACAGUCUUAGGAAUCUUGAACCCAGGUGUGAUGGAUAACAGCAGAAGUCAUGGAGAUGAAGCAUGCUUAUCUGUAGAUAAUUCUGAUAGAGUCAUGGUUUUGGGAACAUCCAAGGAUUUUGGAUUUUGUAAGUCCAAAAAGAAAAAUGGCGAGAACUGUACAUCAGUUGUCAAUUUGGCCUUGUGCGAAUAUUGUGUGUAUCAUGUAAAGCAAGAAUAUCAGAAGUGUUCCAGAAGGUCUGAUAUCCAGUCUUCAUUCAAUGGACCAGGUUUAGCAAAUUUAAGAAACAAGGUCCUAGGCAAGAAUGAAGUCUUUUAUGGUGGCCAAAGCUUUUCUGCUGUUCCGGCCAGGAAAAGCAAGAAACUGACUGAAAAAGAUCAAAGUCGUCUGAUGGCACUUUCUGGUUUGGCUACCAUCUCACCAUCACUUAAAGGCAAGGCCUCUGGUAGGAGUGGCCUAGCAACCUCAGUUGAUAUAGGGCACCGUCAAACUCAGAAAGAUAUGGACCGUUUACGUAAGCUUAUUCUAGAAGAUAACAAUAAAUUACCUGCUCCUUCAACUAAGUCAGUUGUUACUGCUCAGUUCAAACCAGGAGAGGUUCAGCCAGAUGAAGCAAAGCAAGCAGCCCUAGCACUAAUAGCUAAAAAAAAGUUGUCUGAAGAAAGAUCAGAGUUACAGAGACGACAGGAUGGUUGUGCUCCUGAAGAUACUCUAAAGCUCCCGUCAUCAUCUGUCAUGAAGGAUGCAGCGGUUAUGAAUGAAAGUGUGUCUGUCUCAAGAGGAGUCAUGGCAACUUUAGCCCUGAAUAAAAAGAAAUCAAAUUCUGGAAUGACAGCAUCCUCUCUUGGUUUAGGAAGAUCAGUUCCAGUUGAAGUGCCCUCUACUACAUCAAAGGAAACUGAUACAACCCCUUCCUCAAAGCAAAGCAAAGUUGAAGGGAAGAUUGUCCAGGCAGGAACCAGUCCAAUGGUUACUAACAAAUCAAAGACAAAAAUCAACAAAAAACCUGAUAAAGUAGAAACAUCCCCAGCCCUUAGUUCCAUUCAGCUUCAAAAGUUGGCCUCUAAUGGAAUAGAUUUUGAAAGUCGAAUGUUGAAACAGGCAGCCCAGAAAGCUGUUUUGCAAGAAGAAGCUGCCAAAGUUAAUAUAAAUGCUACUCCAUCUAUGCUAGGACUAGGGCGAAGUUCAUCUUCACUGCCUGUGUUAGGCAAAGGCCUAUCCUCAUCUGCUACUAUUGAUCUUGAUGCUCCAUUUAGCAAAAAAAUUUCUGCCUCAGCAAAACUUAAUGCUAUAAAUCUUAUUAAAAAGCGGGGAGGAAUUUCCAAACUGGACCCAAACAAUCGUGAAUUUGAAUCAAGAAAAAAAACUCCCAAAGAGACCAAAUCUGUUAAACGCCCUCGUGAUGAAACUGUUACUCCCACAGAUAUUUUAAAGAAAUUCAAGAGAUCUUCGCCAGAGCAAGACAAGGAGAAAGAAAAGGAACUAACAAAAGCAAGAUUUAAAGAGCUAAUGGAAACUAAAUCACGUCACACUGAUCUUAUUGAAGCAGCAGAAGAUGAGGCUCAAGAAAAGUAUUUUGGAAAACUGGAAAAAAAAGAGCAAAUGGAAGAAAAGAUGUUAAACACGUUCAAGGUAGCUUGCAAAGCAGUGAGAUGUUUAACUUGCAAAUACACUUCAUUCUCCGCUUCAGAGAGGUGCAAGACUGAGAGGCAUCCUCUCAAAGUAAUGGAUGCUACCAAGAGAUUCUUCAAAUGUGCAGAUUGCGGUAACCGUACUGUUUCACUUGACUUGAUUCCUUUGGUCUCGUGCUCUAAUUGCAGUAGCUCUCGCUGGGAAAGGACUGCUAUGAUUAAAGAGAGGAAAGUAGGUGUAACCCAGGAGGUACUGUCUGUUCGUGGAAUGGAGGAAACUUUCAUAGGCUCAGUAACCACGGGGGCCAAUAUUAAUCUUCUGGUGCCUGAGGAUGGGGCGUAGUCUGUUUCUACAAACCGUUUUACAUUAAAAACAACUUGCUAGUGGUACAUUAUAUUUCAUGUUUCAGAUAAAUGCAAAAUAUGACUGUGAUAAUUUUAUCUUUUAACCUGUAAACCAUAGGGAAGGAGUAUUAUCUGAUGUUCAAAAGCAGCAAAUUGAAAAUUGGUUUUCUAUAGGUGUUUUAGGCUAAUAUAUGUAAAUGAAGGUAAACUAAAACUCUGUUUUAUUAAUUAUAGUGUAUUUUAAUCAGGACAAAAGACAAUAAAAUGUAAAAUGGAAUCCACCA